AGAAAAUCUCGGCAGCGGUGUAUUCAAAUCAAAGUCUCCUCCUCUUCUUUGCUAAUUGGGCAUUGUUCCUUCGCAGUCGAGUUGAGUUGAGUUCGCUUCCCGCUGCCGCUGACGAAGGGUCCCAUCUCCUCCUGCUCCUGCUCCUGCUGCUGCUUCUGCUUCGGCUUCGGCUUCAUCCCGCUCUCCUUUUCUCUGCUUCUUCUUCUUCGUCUUCUUCCGACCAAUCCCCCAAAAGAGAAGAGGAGGAAGAGGGAGGGAUAAAGUAGGGGGAGGGGUUGGAAAUGGCGAGGAGAGCGGAGGAGGAGUACGAUUACCUGUUCAAGGUGGUGCUGAUCGGCGAUUCCGGGGUCGGCAAAUCCAACCUCCUCUCCCGAUUCACUCGCAACGAGUUCUGCCUCGAGUCCAAAUCCACCAUCGGCGUCGAAUUCGCCACCCGCACCCUCCAAGUUGAGGGAAGGACUGUUAAAGCACAGAUAUGGGACACCGCUGGCCAGGAGCGAUACAGAGCAAUCACCAGCGCCUACUACAGGGGUGCCCUUGGGGCUCUUCUUGUAUACGAUGUGACAAAGCCGACUACUUUUGACAAUGUGAGUCGAUGGCUGAAGGAGCUGAGGGAUCAUGCCGAUUCCAACAUUGUCAUCAUGCUAAUUGGGAACAAGACUGACUUGAAGCACCUUAGAGCAGUGGCUACUGAAGAUGCCCAGAGUUAUGCCGAGAAAGAGGGCCUCUCGUUCAUCGAGACAUCCGCCCUGGAAGCGACGAAUGUGGAGAAGGCUUUCCAGACUAUUCUCUCAGAGAUAUACAGGAUAAUUAGUAAGAAGCCUCUGUCCUCAGAAGAUGCAGCCCCGGCCAACAUUAAAGAAGGGAAAACCAUUGUAGUUGGCGAAUCAGAAGCCAACACGAAGAAGGCAUGCUGCUCUUCGUCUUGAAGAUCAUCCUAUGUUCUUUUCCCUUACCAUUGUGGUCCUUGUUUCCUUAGUUUCUCUGCUGGUUUAUAUGUUGUCUCCAAUUUGUUUUUCUUCUUUCUCUUUCUUUUCCAAUUUUUUGACUGUUUCCAAGAUUAUUAUUGGGUCAUUUGACGAUCUUUUGUGAUGGCUUGAGUUAUAUUGUUCUAUAUGAUGAUUUAUAUAGGAAAUUUUCCUCAGCUAAGAGCGUGUGUAGAAGAAUAUUGGAAUGUUGAAGUGUGUACUGAGGGUGAAUAUUUAAA
This is a messenger RNA of Eucalyptus grandis, 1207 nucleotides long. RefSeq names its product ras-related protein RABA2a. Gene Ontology annotation, cellular component: endosome. The transcript has 2 exons. Bases 282 to 929 code for a protein of 215 amino acids. NCBI's taxonomy places the organism in Eukaryota, Viridiplantae, Streptophyta, Magnoliopsida, Myrtales, Myrtaceae. Gene Ontology annotation, molecular function: GTPase activity; GTP binding. The record is from RefSeq and is a predicted model, not a curated record.